Molecule: messenger RNA, 240 nt
Organism: Rotaria sp. Silwood1
Lineage: Eukaryota; Metazoa; Rotifera; Eurotatoria; Philodinida; Philodinidae
Source: the annotation of a GenBank genome assembly
AUGGAUUGUUCGGGCAUAGUCGCUGAUAUCCAUUCGUCAGUUAAACGUUUAAAAAUCGAUGAUGCAGUAUAUGGUAAUAUGGGCUAUGGAAAUGCCUUUGCUGAGUACGUCCAUGGUGAUGAAUCAUUAUUUGCAUUGAAACCAACAAAUCUAUCGUUUACUGAAGCAGCAGCUGUAUCAUUAGCUGUUGAAACAGCUGAUGUAGCAUUUUUUGAACAAGGCAAAUCACACGAGAUUUAA